Messenger RNA from Ficedula albicollis (Collared flycatcher), 2478 nucleotides. It is a transcript of the gene ANKRD13A, whose product is annotated as ankyrin repeat domain 13A. Gene Ontology annotation, molecular function: protein binding. Gene Ontology annotation, cellular component: cytoplasm. Lineage: Eukaryota; Metazoa; Chordata; Aves; Passeriformes; Muscicapidae. The transcript is spliced from 15 exons. The record is from RefSeq and is a predicted model, not a curated record. The coding region runs from base 397 to 2163 and encodes 588 amino acids.
CGGGGGACCGCGCGGAGCCCCCCUGCUCCGGCCGCGCUGUGGUUCGUCCCAGCCGUCCCUGGAGGGACAGGGAAGAGGGACGGGGACGGCUGAGGGGGCGAGAGCGGGGAGACCCCCGGGAGCGGGGCCGAGGGAGGAAACCCUCGGCAACGGGGUCUGCGAGGGGCACCAGGAGCAGGGGAGACCCCCGCGGUCUUGCAUGGGGCUCCCCUUGGAGAGGGGUGAAGAGUUCAUAGGGGGUUGUGGCCCGGGCUCGCACCGCCACACCUGGGCCAGGUGGGUGCCAGGAGAGACGAGAAGCUGAAGGGGCCAGGGCUUGAGUAACCUGGGGAUCUCCAGCAUCCGGAGAGGGCAAAGUGAGGGGCCCUGGCUGCCCCCCCGCAGGUGCGUGCCGGGAUGAGCUCCCCUGGCGGGGCCAGCAGCGCCUUCCCCCUGCACGUCCUGGUGUGGAAUAACGACUACAGGCGGCUGGACGAGGAGCUGCAGGACCAGGAUGUUGACCAGCGGGACCCACGAGGCCGGACCUUGCUGCACUUGGCUGUUUCCUUGGGUUACAUAGAAUCUGCCAAGGUCCUCCUGCAGCACAAGGCUGAUGUGACCAAGGAGAACGCGCAGGGAUGGACGGUUUUGCAUGAGGCUGUCAGCACAGGGGAUCCAGAGAUGGUGCAGCUGAUCCUGCAGCAUCGGGACUACCAGCAGACCUCCAUGACCCUCGGAGGAGUUCCUGAGUUACUGCAGAAAAUUAACGAGACUCCUGACUUCUAUGUGGAAAUGAAAUGGGAGUUCACCAGCUGGGUGCCCCUGGUUUCCAGGGUGUGCCCGAGCGACGUGUGCCGCAUCUGGAAGAGCCGGGCCAAGCUGCGUGUCGACAUCACCUUGCUGGGCUUUGAGAACAUGAGCUGGGAGAGGGGCAGGAGGACUGUCAUCUUCAAGGGAGAAGACACUGGUGGCUGGGCAGAGCUCAUUGAGAUCAACCACGAUGACAAGUUGGUCACGACAGAGAGGUUUGAGAUCUCCCAGCACAUGAAACGUUUGACGUUGGGAUCGAUGACGCCCAAGAGGAAAGAUGUGGAGAGGCGCCUUACAACUCCAAUCAUCAGCACGUGCCUUGACACCAAAAACAUUGCUUUUGAGAGAACCACGUCUGGAUUCUGGGUGUGGAGGACAGAAAAAUCAGAAGGUGUCAAUGGUUAUGAAGCCAAGGUCUACAUGGCAAACAACGUGAACGUGAUCACACGGAUCAGAACAGAACAUUUAACAGAAGAGGAGAAGAGGAGAUAUAAAGCUGACAGGAACCCUCUGGAAUCAUUCCUGGGGACAGUGGAGCAUGAAUGUGGUGCUCAGAGUACAUCCAGGACAACAGAGUAUGCUGCAACCAACAAUCCCACUGCUAUUACUCUGGAGGAAUACUUCAACCCAGAAUUUGAUUUGAAAGGCAGAGACAUAGGAAGACCAAAGGAAGUCACAGUUAGAACACAAAAAUUUAAAGCAACCUUGUGGAUGAGUGAAGAGUUCCCCUUGUCUCUUAUGGAACAAGUCACUCCAAUCAUUGACCUGAUGGCCAGAACCAGUGCUCAUUUUGCCAGACUUAAGGAUUUCAUCACUCUGGAAUUUCCACCAGGAUUUCCUGUCAAAAUCGAAAUUCCCCUGUUUCACGUGCUGAAUGCCCGAAUUACUUUUGAAAAUGUCAACAGCUGCAGGACAGCUGAGAGAACAUCUGGAGCUGCACAGAGUGAUGCAGGUGCUAAUUUUGAGGUUGACCAGUCAGUGUUUGAGAUCCCCAAAUCCUACCAUGUCCAGGAUGAUGGCAGGAACAUCCAUGUGCAGGAUGAAGACAAUGAGAUCAUGCAGUUUGCCAUCCAGCAGAGCUUGUUGGAGUCUGGUCCAAAUAAAGAAUUGGGGGUGCUUUCCAACGGAGCAGUUUCCUAUUCCUCAGACUUCAAUAUGCAGUAUCAGAGGGCACUGCAGGAGAGCUUUCUGACAGGGAUCAGAUCAGGGAACUCCCACAGCAGCAGCUCCAGUGAAACUUCCAGCUUUGAGAAAGACUUGCAGCUUGCCAUGGAAUUGUCUGUGAGGGAGCAGGAGGAGCAGGAGAAGCAGCGUCGGGAAAAGGAAGAUGCAGAGCUUCAGCAAGUUUUACAGCUCUCUCUUGUGGAAAAAUAACUCCUAAGUGACCUCCUGAAGCAAGGAUGACCAAAUCUGUGUAAAACUGGAGGUUUUCAGAGCUGUCAGUCUGAAUACCACUCCUGGAUUGCUUAAGGAAACAUUUCACUUGCCUUCUACGUUGGCAUCAGCUGCAAAAACCUGAUUUAUUUUUGUUUGGGGGAGUUCUAGAUCACGGGACUCCACAUUUGGCUCCCCAACCAUGCAGUCUUAGCUUUGAAGGAAACGUUUUUAUCUAAACUUAUUUAUUGGAGAGCAGAUGGAAAUUUUGCUUUGCAUCAGGAUGUAGGAUUGCAGUAAAGCUUGAAAGCCUGA